This is a messenger RNA of Salvia hispanica, 1081 nucleotides long. RefSeq lists its product as uncharacterized. Gene Ontology annotation, biological process: maintenance of meiotic sister chromatid cohesion; meiotic sister chromatid segregation. Lineage: Eukaryota; Viridiplantae; Streptophyta; Magnoliopsida; Lamiales; Lamiaceae. Gene Ontology annotation, cellular component: chromosome, centromeric region; nucleus. The record is from RefSeq and is a predicted model, not a curated record.
UCAGUGAUGCCGAAGCCGGAAGGUUUUCACAUUCUGGAUGCGCAGAAUGCUGCGAUAACCAAAGAUAAAGCGAAGGACACUCAAAAUGUGGGUAGGAGGAAGCUUGCAGACAUCAGUAACCAGCCACAAAAUCAGAGGCUGUUAGUUAAAGAGAAAUCUCAAUCUACAGAGACGAAUAUUAAAGAGUACAUUCACAAGCUACAGAAGGAUAAUAUGGCUUUGGUGAAGUUGAUAGCACAGAGGAACAAAAUCAUUGAACAGAAUGGAUUUGAGUCUGACAGAUUGAGAGUAAAUCUGCUCAAAAUGCAGGAACAGAAUCAACAUCUGGCAACUUACAAUGCUCAAAUACUUGUGGAAAUAAAUUCAGGUAAAGAUCGGUUGAAAAUGUUACAGCAUGUGCUUGGGUGCAAAGCUGGUCUUCUCAAAGUUGAUCUUGAGGGAAGGGAAACAACAACACCAAUGGGAGAUGCUGUUGUUGAUGUUGAGGGUAUCAAAAUGGAGUCCUCAAAAGGAGAUACAGAUGAUCAGAAGCCUCAUGAAACCAAAGCGAAGUUACAACAAAAUGGUGAAUGCUCCUCUGGACCAGUUAAGUAUAAGGACAAGACAGAAAAUAAGAGGAAAAUUCGGCGAAGGCAAUCUGCUAGAUUCAAUGCUGCAGAAGUAGAAAAUGGUGAGGAUUUCUUAGAAACAAAGGAGGCUAGAGUUUCUGUAUCUCAAAUGCCCGAGGAUUCUGUCGGAGAACAGAGAUCAACAUCUGAGACUGCAUUAGUGGAAAACGAAAGCAGCAAAGACGGGUCAGGCCCUAGGUUGCAGCCUCUGCAGCUUCUCUCGAGGCCAUCACGGGCAGCAAAGGAGAAGGUUCAGUCAUACAAGGAGGUAUCGUUAUGCGUCAAACUGCGCAGGCCUGAGUGAAAUAGAGCAACAUUACACAUUGAUACUUACAUUCAAACUUAUGAUAUAUAGCAGGUUGAUAAUCCCUAAACCAAAGUGUGCAUUCUAUCUUUGUGUAUAUAGCAAGUUCACUACUUACACUAUUCAUAUUCAUCUUCUCUUGAUAUAUAUCAUGAUGAUUUGUUGGUUU